AAUGAGUGUGCGUUGUUAUUUUAGCCUUAGGCUUGCGCCGUUUUUAGCUCCAUGAGUCUUGGCCAAAUUGUUUCCUAAUCAGGUAGUUCCAGUGACAAUCCAUCCAUCAUCUAGAGUGGUGAUACGACCUAGCCAACGAAUGACAAUACAAGAUGAGGGAAAUCAUAGGCUCAAGAGGGCCCUGUCUCAGCUGUAUUGCUCGAGAUUACUUCGUCGCCUGUAUCGGCUCCACCUCUCCGGUCUUUCCCUUCCACCAACGCCAAAUAGUCUUGCACCAGAACCAGGUCUCCAUGGUCCCAAAACAACACAGGAUUGCAAUGACAAAUGCUUUCGUUCCUUUGCUCAUCCCCAGCGCUUCAAAGCUGAAUGCCGGGUAUUUAGUUGGUUCGUUCGAGUCCGGGUUUGAUGGGCUUGCCUGCUUGUUCGCGAGAAGGAUACGGGUCGAGAAGGAUCUGAGAGAGACUGAAGAUUCUCGAUAUGUGAUGAGAUGUGGUAAUCUCCGAGUGACGAAAAUACCAUUUCGGUGAGUCGCAUACAGCGGCAGGAGAGCUCGUGUAGAGAUUGAUGACAUGAUUGUUUUUUUUUUGAAUAGGCUAGGGUCAAGUGAGGACUUGUUUUCUGGAUUUCAAUGUUCCUUAGAUUACUUUGGGACUUGAUGUAUGAAGAAAACGAGAUAAGUAUUUACGGAAUUUAUAUGGAGGGAAUAGUCAGAUGGCACGGUGGAGGAUUGCUCCAUCGCCCGACACCAACCACCACGUAUUUGCAAAGCCAUCGGACAGUACCUUCCAGCAUACUAAGGAACAUGUCCGUCGGAUACCGCCGUUUAAUAACGGCAACAGAGGGCAUCCUUUCAUCAGCUUCAGUUAGAAACUCAUCCACACUUUCUGCACCCAACUUAAACCACAUUGUACCUACUGAAUCUCGAACCUCCUCUUCAACAACAGUAGACCCCGCACAAUUAGACCAAACCCUGACCCUCUCUGAUGGCCGCACCCUCGGUUUCGCCGAAUACGGCUCCCCACAAGGAAAACCACUUCUCUAUUUCCAUGGCUUACCAGCAUGUCGUUAUGAAAUCGACUUCCACGAGCUUGGUAUCCGGCAUGGCGCCCGAAUCUUCGCCCUUGACCGACCUGGAAUGGGGCUGUCAACGUUUCAACCAAACCGACAACUCCUUGAUUGGCCCGCCGACGUCAAAGAGUUCACGGGCAAACUGGGUCUAAACGAAUAUCGGGUUCUUGGUGGCUCCGGCGGAGGUCCUUACUCACUUGUGUGUGCAAGGGCCUUACCUAAGGAAAACCUGAAGGGUGUAGGGGUACUCGUCGGAUUUGCGCCCCUUGAGGCCGGCACACAGGGAAUGUCUCUCCGUUCACGGGUCCUGUGGAACCUGGGGAGAUGGUUCUCAGGUCUGGGGCGACUGUACACCGAUUGGACUAUUGUACCGGCUGCUCACCAUCCAGACCCGAAAGUCCUGGAGGGGCUACUAGUGAAAACGGUGAAGAAUAAUUUCAACGAAACAGACUCGUCGGUUUUUGAGGAUGAGAAGACCCUCAAACAUACAGCUAGAAUUGUACGGGAGAGUUUUCGACAGGGAUCCCAAGGGUAUGUUCAGGAGUGUAAGAUCCUUACAAGGUCGUGGGGCUUUGACUUACGAGAGAUUGACUUCCCUGGGAUUCGGUUGUGGUACGGUGAUAAUGACCAGCACACUCCGAUUCAAAUGGCUCGAUGGAUGGCGGAUAGGAUCGAGGGAUCGGUCUUAACCGAGUGGAAGGGUUACAGUCACUUUACUUUUACGGAUGAUCAUACUGAACAGGUUGUGAGAGGUAUGCUGGAAACGUGAAUAUAGUGUGAGAUAAGAUCUUCGAUGUAUAGUAUAGUCGUUAUUUGUAGAAUCUCUACUCUUUCUUUUCGCUGACUGAUGACUGCAUAUCAGGUUCUAGGUAAACACACAUCAAGGGAAUAUACCGGACAAGGAAUCCUAGUGUCAUCCCAAGU
This is a messenger RNA of Aspergillus caelatus, 1992 nucleotides long. Its product is annotated as alpha/beta fold hydrolase. The coding region runs from base 629 to 1837 and encodes 402 amino acids. NCBI's taxonomy places the organism in Eukaryota, Fungi, Ascomycota, Eurotiomycetes, Eurotiales, Aspergillaceae. The transcript is spliced from 2 exons. The record is from RefSeq and is a predicted model, not a curated record.